UCGUUUGAAAACCGUUUUUUAAAGAAGCUAAUACACCCUAUUGUAGCAUAGUUUUUGUACUACAAUACUGAAAAUAUAAAUCUUUGAUUGGGGCACCUUUUUUUAAUGAUCCCCCGGUGUGAAGCUCACCUUGGCUCAUGACUGUGAUCGCUGCAAGCGGUUAAUAUAGCACUUCCCAGAAGAGACUCGUCGGAAACUCACAAACAGGAUGAGAUUAUGGAGCCUCGCUCCUUGCUCCUCAAAGUUUGCUGCUCCGUUACUUCGAACUGGCUCCUUCUCACUGAGGACGCCGAAGCGCACUGGUCUCGUGACGGCUCUGGGUUCACCCUAUCGCAACUUGUCUAGUGCAUCAAUGAGUACUCCCUACCCCGGCCAGAAAUCAGCACUGAAUGUUGUCUUGGGUACGAUGUCUUUCGCUGCCCCGGGCACCAACGGAGCUCGCGUGUCGGACCCCAAAGAGAUCGAGGAGAUGGUCGACCUUUUCCUCAGCCAUGGCCACCGCGAACUCGACGCGGCGCGGUUCUACGGGGCCGGUACCAACGAGCAGCUUCUCGGCAAUAUGGACUGGAAGGCCAAGGGCGUGUUGAUGGAAACCAAGCUAUUCUCUGUGCCGCCCGAACUGGGGCUCAAGCACAUCGGCGAUCAUUCGCCUGAAAGCAUCCGCAAGUUCUGCCAGAUGUCGCUCGACGCUCUCAAGACUGACCAGGUUGAGAUGUGGUAUCUGCACGGCCCUGACCACCGCAACUCUUUCGAAGAUUCGCUGCGCGCGGUCAACGAACUUUACAAGGAGGGGAAAUUCAAACGCCUGGGCAUCAGCAACUACACCGCCUGGGAGGUUGCCGAGAUCGUCGGGAUCUGCGAACGGCAUGGAUGGGUGAAGCCUACGGCAUACGAAGGACUUUACAACGCGAUCCACCGGGCGGCGGAGCCAGAAUUGUUUCCCUGUCUUCGCAAGUUUGGGAUUGCGUUCUACGAAUACAACCCACUUGGCGGAGGCUUCUUCACUGGGCGUUACACCGGCGCAGACAGUGGAGCGGACCCUGGGUCUCGCUUCGACAGCAGCCAUGCAGCUGGCACGAUGUACCGGAAGCGCUACUGGAAUGACAGCUACUUUGAAGCACUUGCCGAGAUCAAACGGGUUGGCGAGAAACAUGGGCUCACGUUGCCCGAGAUUGCGCUGCGCUGGAUUAAUCACCACUCUCUCAUGAAAAGGGAGCACGGUGACUCGAUCCUCAUCGGUGCUUCUCGGAAGUCGCAUCUAGAACAGAAUCUCGUCGAUCUUGAGAAGGGACCCUUGCGUGAGUCCGCCUGCCAGCCUCGGUGCAUAUCGUUGACACUUAUCUUAGCGGAGGAAGUGGUCAAGGUGCUGGACGACAUGUGGGACACGAAGCUCAAAGGUGUUUGCUCAAGCUAUGCAUUCGAUUUAUACAAAAAGUAAGAUAGACGUAUCCAGCGGCAAUUUACACAGCAAAAAUAUAAAACGUUGAUUACUUGUUUGAACUAACUAGAAGAUGAUGUGUCCUGAUCGGUGUUGGUCACUCUGAAUGCAGUCUUGCUGUCGCGGGCAACAGGAGCUCCGUAGACCGAUCUGGACGCAGUGGAGUCCGCGUAGCUGGGGGGCGGCAUGGCCUCUGGCGGAUCAGGCGCAGCGUGGGCAAAGCCGCCGCCGACUUCGGCACGAGACACAUUGAAUCUGUUUUCCACCUCAGGCUCGGGCUUAUCUUGUAUGCUAUCCUCUGUGCGUGUCGAGCUGCGUGAGUUCGUGCGGCGCGGUCUUUCGUACGUCGUGAACUGUGUCGGCGACAUCUGCAUGGUGUGGCCCACAGGAGUAUCCUCACGCGGCUGUUUCCGUCGGCGGAAGUAGAGAAAAGCAACAGCGAGGCCAAUGGCAACCACGGCGAUGGCGAGGCAGAUGAUCGCCACCGAGCUCAAGUCCUGGUGAUGGCUCUGGUCGCCGCUGCCGUCUGUGCUCGCCAUAAUUUGGGGCACGCUCGGUGCGGCGAGAACAUCGGAUGUGCCGAGCAGUUGUUUCCAAGGUGCCAUCCCAAACUUGCCCUGAACGACGGCCGAAGUCAGCGAGAUAGGCGGCAAGGCCAGAAAAGCGCUGGGGCUGCUGAAGUUCGCACUGAAACUCCAGGACUGGUCGGUUACGACAGUAUCCGAGCUGCCGUCCGCGUAUCCGACCUGCAUCGCUGCGAUGAACCCAGCGGACGACACAUCCGGGGUCUGCGUGUGACCGGGGAAAUUCUGCGCUAUGACGUCAAAGACGAGGGACGUCGAGUCAACCGGAAAUGCGACUUGUUGCGCAUAUGUCCAUGACUGAUAAACUUCGUUCGCAGUAUUCGGAUCGAAGGGGGGUGCAGCGAUGAACACACCGUUGACAUACAGCGAGAAGGUGUUGUCGCAUGUGAUGAGAGCGGUACCAGAAACAGCUUUCUUGCCAGCCGGGAUCGAGAACGUCUUUCGAAAGCCGAGAGUCCCGACAGGUGCGGCGACGGAUGCGUUUGCGAUUGACCAGAUCCACGAGCUGCCGUCCAGUGAGAGGGGGGAAGCCGACGCCCCAGCAGAUGGUGCUGGUGGCUUGGGAAGGGUGCGUGUGACGACUGGCGGGAACAACGACAAAUCCUGCGGGUCGGGGAAAGUGGUUGGCACAUUCGCGGCCGCCAACCAGUUCGAAUCUGAGACAAAGGUGCUGGACGGCGUCGACCCGGAAAAGUCGACCUGAAUCGACGCACUGAUCGCCGGUGUGCAAGUGCCAUUCUGCACCAACACUGAGAAGAAGUUCUGGGUCGUGUUCAGCCCGACGCGCGCGACUAUAGGCGUGGUGAGGUUCUUCGUCUGCUGCCCCACCGGUUGCCCAUUCACCCAGAGGGUGACAACAUCAUAGCAAACAGCGUUGACUGUCACGGUCGCAUUCGUUGCGGGUUGUCCCACCGUCGAGACCAGUUGUUUGAAGAAUCCGACUUGCGAUGUCGAUUUGUCGAGGGUUCCGUCAGAGGAAGCGGCCGAUAUCCAUGCUGCGGAUGCAGAUGGCUGUGCGCCCCUCGGCGUCAGAGACGCUUGUCGGCCACGAAUGACCCGGGCAUCGACGUCUGAGCUCUUUUGUCAACG
This is a messenger RNA of Mycena citricolor, 3111 nucleotides long. NCBI's taxonomy places the organism in Eukaryota, Fungi, Basidiomycota, Agaricomycetes, Agaricales, Mycenaceae. The record is from the annotation of a GenBank genome assembly.